Messenger RNA from Ilex paraguariensis (yerba mate), 4284 nucleotides. NCBI's taxonomy places the organism in Eukaryota, Viridiplantae, Streptophyta, Magnoliopsida, Aquifoliales, Aquifoliaceae. The record is from the annotation of a GenBank genome assembly.
AUGGAGCAGAGUAGCGACAAUCGAGGAAGUGGCGGCUCUGGCCGUGGUCAUUGCGGCACCAGAAGUAAUCGUGGUGGCGGUGGCGGCAGAGGUGGGAAUUACCCACGUAACCAGCACCAUCAGCAGGGUCAGUAUCAAAGUGGUGGUGGUGGAAGAGGAGUGGGUAGGGGUCGGGUUCCCACCCAGACCGGUGAUCAGCAACGGGGUAAUAGGCCGGGUCAAGGAGGUCAAGGUGGUGGCAAUUACAGGCCACACCAACAGAGUGGUCAGGGUGUGGGGCCUGCAAGGGUGGAAUCAAGUGAAGGGUGUGUGGUUGGUGGACGAGGAGGAGCGGGUGGUGGAAGAGGAGUGUGGACUGCGAGGCCUUCGGGACCCACUUUUGUGCCUGGUCAAUCCCAACCUCAGUCCUUGCCUGCUCCUGUUAUUCCAAAUAUCCAAUCAUUGGAAAUUUCAGAGCAGAAGCCACCAUCAACUCUUCUGGAUGGUAGGGAGAAAAAACUUCCCAUAAAACGGCCUGACAACGGGGGCAAGCUUGCAAUCAGGGAGGUAAGGCUUCUCGUCAACCAUUUUCCUGUCAGUUUCGAUCCAAAGAGGAUGGUAUUCCACUAUGACGUGGAUAUUAAACCAGAUAUGUCUCCACACAAUUGUUCUGCAAAGAAAUCAAUGUCAAAAUCUGUUCUGCGUUUGAUCAAGGACAAACUAUUCUCUGAUGAUCCAACGCGAUUUCCUCUGAACAUGACUACUUAUGAUGGCGAGAAGAACAUUUUCAGUGCAGUGCCAUUGCCCACGGGGAAUUUCAAGGUGGAAUUGUCUCGUGGGGAAGAGAUGAAGAGCCGCUCCUAUAUAUUGACAGUUAAGUUAGUAAACGAGCUGAAGUUUUCCAAGCUAGAGGAUUACUUGAGUGGAAACCUUUUGUGUAUCCCUCGUGAUAUACUACAGGGGAUGGAUUUGGUAAUGAAGGAGAAUCCGUGUAGGCAUAGGAUCUCUGUUGGGCGAAGCUUUUAUUCCAAAGAGUUCAGGGAGCAAGAUGACCUCUGGUGGGGCGUUGCAGCGUUUAGAGGCUUUCAACAUAGCCUAAAGCUCACCUCCCAGGGUACAGUCUUAUGUUUGGACUCUUCAGUUAUGGCAUUGCGUAAACGAUUGCCGGUCAUAGAAUUCCUUAUGGAGCAUUUUGAUGUAAGUGAUGUCAGAAAGUUGAAAAGAGGAAUGAUGACAAGUGCAUUAAAAGGAUUGAAAGUUAAUGUAACUCACCGCAACACCACACAGAAGUUUAUUAUAGCAGGGUUAAGCAGUCAAAAUACAGGAGAUCUUAAAUUCCCUCUUGAAGAUCCAGAGGGGAAGCAUCCACCAAGGGAAAUUAGCCUUAUCGAAUAUUUCAGGGAGAAAUAUAGGACAGAAAUUAUGUACAAGGAUGUUCCCUGUCUAGACUUGGGGAGAGGUGAUCGAAAAAAUUAUGUGCCUAUGGAAUUUUGUACUUUGGUGGAGGGGCAAAGGUAUCCGAAGGAAGACUUGGAUAGAGACACAGACUGGUUAUUGAAGAAAAAAUCAAUGCCUCGACCGAAGGAAAGGAAAAACAUUAUCUGUGAGAUGGUGCAGGCUGAAGAUGGACCUUGUGGAGAUGUAGCUCAAAAUUUUGGAAUUGUAGUUGACACUGCCAUGACAAGAGGACUUGGUCGUGUUAUUGAACCACCUACUUUAAAAGUUGGCAAUGGGAAUAUGAUAAGAGUUGACAGGGAGAAAUGUCAAUAUAACCUCGUUGGUAAAUCUGUGGUGGAAGGCAAGCCAGUCGAGCGAUGGGCCUUGAUAGAUUUCAGUUCGUUUGAUCGUUAUAAUAAGCUGAAUUCUGGUGUUUUCAUUCAGAAUCUGAGAAAUAGAUGCAGAAGUCUAGGCAUCCGCAUGGAGGAACCUGUUGUGCACCGUUCCACAGACAUGCAUGAAUUCUCUGGUGUCAAUGCAAUUCAAGAACUUCUUGCAAGUGUGGUUAAGGAGGCUAAUGGGAAAUGUAAGGGUCCGUUACAAAUUAUUGUUUGUGUGAUGACCGUGAAGCAUCCUGGAAAAAAGGAUCUUAAAUGGGUCUCUGAGAUUCAGAUUGGGGUAUUGACUCAAUGUUGCUUGUCCAGUACUGCCAACAACAAAGGGGAUGAUCAGUAUUAUGCUAACGUUGCUCUCAAGAUUAAUGCCAAAGUUGGGGGUAGUAAUGUUGAACUAAUUGAACGACUCCCCUGUUUUGAGAGUGAAGAACAUGUUAUGCUUGUGGGGGCUGAUGUCAAUCACCCUGGUGCGUGGAAUGCAACAUGUCCAUCAAUCGCCGCGGUUGUUGCGACAAUGAAUCCAGCUGCCAAUCGUUAUGCCGCAAGGAUUUGUCCCCAGGAGCACCGAAAGGAGAAGAUUCUGAAUUUUGGAGAGGUCGCUGAAAAUUUUGGAAUUGAAGUUGAGAAGACCAUGACAAAAGUAUCCGGUCGUGUCAUUAAGCCACCUAACUUGAAGGUUGGCAAUGGUCAAAGUGUGACAGUUGACAGGGAGAAAUGUCAGUGGAACCUCUCUGGUAAAUCUGUGGUGGAAGGCAAGUCACUCGAGCGAUGGGCCUUGAUCGAUUUCAUUUCAUUUUCUAAAAUGAAUGCUUGUACUUUCAUUGGGAAUCUGAGAAAUAGAUGCAAAAAUCUGGGCAUCCGUGUGGAGGAGCCUGUUGUGUGCCAUUUUACUGGCAGGCUUGAUUUCUGUAGUGUCACUGAAAUUCAGAAACUUCUUGAAAGCGUGGUUAGUGAGGCUAAGGGGAAGUGUAAGGGCCGGUUGCAACUUAUUGUUUGUGUGAUACCCAAAAACAAUCCUGUCAGAAAAUAUCUUAAAUGGGUCUCUGAGACUCAGAUUGGGGUACUGACUCAAUGUUUCUGUACUGACCAGUAUCUUGCAAACCUUGCUCUUAAGAUUAAUGCCAAGCUUGGUGGUAGCAAUGUAGAGCUAAUUGAACGGCUCCCCGGUACUGAAGGUGAGGAACAUGUUAUGUUUAUCGGGGCUGAUGUCAAUCAUCCAGCUGCACGAAAUGUGACAUGUCCAUCAAUAGCAGCGGUUGUUGCAACAAUGAACUGGCCUGCUGCCAAUCGCUAUGCUGCAAGGAUUUGUCCCCAGGAUCACCGCAAGGAGAAGAUUCUGAAUUUUGGGAACAUGUGUUUGGAUCUAGUCAAUACUUAUGCUCGACUUAACAAAACCAGGCCAAAGAAAAUUGUGAUAUUUCGGGAUGGGGUAAGUGAAGGCCAAUUCGACAUGGUUCUCAAUGAAGAGUUACUUGAUAUAAAGAGGGCCAUAUGUACUGAAGAUUACCACCCAACAAUGACUCUUGUUAUUGCCCAGAAGAGACACCCGACCCGCCUGUUUCUUGAUAAUGGCGGGGGGGCAUCCCACAAUGUGCCUCCUGGAACAGUUGUGGAUACAACAAUCGUUCAUCCUUUUGAAUUUGAUUUUUAUCUGUGCAGCCACUAUGGAAUCAUUGGGACAAGCAAGACAACGCACUACCGUGUCCUGUGGGAUGAGAAUACUUUUACGUCUGAUGAGUUACAGAAGCUGAUAUAUCACUUGUGCUUCACCUUUGCAAGAUGCACCAAGCCUGUCUCAAUUGUGCCUCCAGUUUACUACGCUGAUCUUGUCGCGUUCAGGGGACGCGAAUAUCAAGAGGUAGUGAUGGAGAUACAGUCUCGUGCUUCAUCAUCAUCUUCGGUUUCUGUUGCUUCACUUGAUGAGAGGUUCUACAAACUGCACCCAGACAUUGAGAAUGAUAUGUUUUUCAUUUGAGCGGCCAAACAUGGCCAUCUAAAUCUCCUUCCCUAUUCUCAGUAGUGGAGGAGAUAUGGUUAACUGCUGGAUUUGCCCAAACGCUACUCAAUCUCCUUUUCUAAGCACUAGUGAAGGAGUUUGUGCGUGAAUCUAAUUUGGGUUUCAUGUGUACACUUUGAGCAUGAAUCCAACAGGGUUUCAUGUCCAAGUACUGCCUGUUCACAUGGUUCUUGAUGCCAUGUAGAAUUAGAGGCAUGGUAUAGCCACUGUUAAGUAGGCUAUAAGUAGUGUGUUUUCUUUUACCAGUGUGUGUGUGCGUGUCUUUUCGCGUUUGUUGUUUGGUUUCCUGUUCUGUUUACCUGUCCUGUGAGUUAAGUUGGGAGUAUGGUGAGUUGGGUUUGAUGUGUGUUGCUUUUAGCUAUGGAGACUGUAAUGUUUGGAAAUAAAUAAAGGGGUUUGAUCCUUGUGUAUGUUUCUUGCUAAAUAUGAAUGUUAUGUCAAGUUUGAUUUUGAUUU